GUUACCAUAGACACCGAUGCUUGAGACUCUGGCUGUUGGGCUUGCUGGGUAGUAAACAGGCACAUUUUAGGCUGCCCCGAACACCAUGAUGCUUAUGGAACUUGCAGGGCUAUGUUUCCUGCUCUUGUUACCCGCUUGCUCCUGGUCACAAUCAACAUCAAUCCGCUUUGUAGAGCCAGCGAGCUGCUCGGCGACUCAAUUCUAUAAUAUCGUGUCCUUCUCUUGUCAGCCCUGUGGAGAGCCACGAGUAAAGGGAUCUGAUGGUCUGAGCUGCACAUGUAAAGAUGGCUAUGCAGAGGUGGACCUGGGCUCACCAUUGGUGACCUGCAACAAGUGUAAUAACAGCACAGUGUCGCUGGACAAGAAAAUGUGCCUGACAUGUGCAGGCUCUGGCUGUUCCUGUGGAGCCAACCAAGUGAGAGAGGAAAACCUUGUUGCCAAAACAUAUACGUGUACCACAUGUAAUGGAGACACAGUGGCAAAUUCUGCUGGAGACCAGUGUGUACAGUGCCAACAAACAAUGGUAUCCAGCAACUGCAGCUGUUUACCAAAUUUAUUGACUGGAGGUUUAUGUUUCCCUGAUGUAAAGCAGAGUUUGACAGAGGUCUCGCUAUGGGAGUCUUUGUUUUUAGAAUCCAGUGUCCUGGCCUGCAAAAAUUACGACAAUAUAACUGCCUGCCAGCUCCUCACUAACAUGGUGACUCUGAACGCCUUCUCCUGGGAAAGCAUUGCCUACAACCAGUAUGACAGCUUAUACACAUCAACAAUAAAAAAAACCUACCUACCCCAGCUAUUUUAUAGCAGUAGCAGUAGCCUUGUUGUGCUGGGAAGUACUGCACCGACAACCAUCUCAUUCCAGAAGAACUCUCGGAUGCAAUUCAAGAUUACGAAAUACGAUGCCCGAGGAAACUUCUUGGGUUGGGAAGAUGUGAAAGGAGCAUCCUUGCAGUUGUGUCCAAAUACUCAAAACAUUUUGGAUGCUGCAUUUAAAUUUGGGACGUCGUACACUUUAUCGUGCACGUUACAGUUAUCAGAUCUCCUGCAGCAGGUCCCUGAGCCUGUGUUUUAUGAGCUCUUCUUUUCCUACACCAAUAGCAGUGGAGCCAGCUUGUUGUGGCCCGUUCCUGUGUGGAAUUCAGAUCUUCAAGCCAGCACCAAUUCACUCAGCUCUAAACCACUGAGAAGGUUCUUUCUAGUUGACGGCAUCUCUGGCAGACAGGGGAGUCUCUCCAGCCAACCCACCUACCUAACUGUAGCUACAGGACUAACCCUCAGAGUGUACCUGCCAGUCAGCCCUCCAGGGACUGAGCCUCCGUUUCAGCUUACAGUCAAAUAUGAAAAGAAGCAGUUUACCUCCAGAACUGUCCAGGUCUCAUUUUCUGUUACAUACAGCAACAGCCAGGGAACCUAUAAGCGAGACACAGAUAUAGCACUCGGUGUUCUUGGAUCCUUGGCUACGCUUUACGCCAUUGUAAGAACCAACAGCUGGCUACGGCGUUCGCGGCAUCAGAAUAUAGACUUUACGAUAAUAAUUACGUUUUUAGCCUUCCUGUCCGGUGCUCUGGCCAAUACUUUUUUCAUUAUCGCUUUGGGAAUAGCAAUAUAUUGGCUUAUAGCAUUUAAGGGACAAAACUCCUCAGUAAAUGUCAGCUUACCUCCUAUUGGUGGACAAAUUGAGACAGAUUUCAUUAUCUACGUAUCAGUGGCCUUUGCAUUAAAGACACUUGAAUUACUGCAUCUAUUUGUCACUCAGUUGAGCCUGUCUAUCUUCUUCAUUGACUGGGAAAAGCCGAAAGAUAAAAUUUCUAGUUCACAAGGAAAGCCAAACGUAAGCUUCUGGAGGACUAUUCUUGUGGCCAAUGAGUGGAAUGAGAUCCAGACUCACAGAAAGCUAAGUCCCCUUUUUCAGAUCUUCAUCGUACUGCUCCUCCUAGAGGUUGUAGGUCUCAAGAAUAUCACUGCUAGAGAUUUAAAUUUGGAUUUAAACCCCGCAACAGGCACCUACCUAGCAUCAUGGAGCAUCAUCCUCCGAUUUGGCAUCUCUGCUUGCAUGUGGUUGGCUGUGGGUCUUGUUCAGGUUCUUUUCUUUGUUUUUAUCUAUGAACGCUUUUUUGAAGACAAAAUCCAACAGUUUGUGGAUAUCUGUUCAUUAAGCAAUUUUGCAAGUCUCUUACGCUCUCAAAUUGGAAGGAAGAACCUGUCCAAGCAAACCAUGGUAGAAGAGAAUUUCCUGAUUUAAAAGAAAUGCUGCAAUGAAUCACUGUUUUCACUACAAUAGACAGAAUACUACUAUGUGCUGUUCAGUGUUCAAUGAGCACAUGCACAGCUCAUGCGCAGCUUUCCUAUAUAUUGUGAGACUAUAUAAAAAAAAAUUAUCCGGCUCUGAAUAAAUGCAGAUGUUUCUUUUGCAUAGAAUUAUACUUUAAACCCAGCUUUUAAAUUAAUUUAGACUGUUAAUAUACUUGAUGGUUAUUUUUUUAAUAUUACAAAAUGAACUGUAAUAUCAUUAAACUGAUAUGUGAGAAGCA
Messenger RNA from Bombina bombina (fire-bellied toad), 2528 nucleotides. RefSeq names its product meckelin. Gene Ontology annotation, biological process: cilium assembly. Gene Ontology annotation, cellular component: MKS complex; ciliary transition zone. The record is from RefSeq and is a predicted model, not a curated record. NCBI's taxonomy places the organism in Eukaryota, Metazoa, Chordata, Amphibia, Anura, Bombinatoridae.